This is a messenger RNA of Sitodiplosis mosellana (orange wheat blossom midge), 8467 nucleotides long. RefSeq names its product protein serrate (gene Ser). Gene Ontology annotation, cellular component: membrane. Gene Ontology annotation, biological process: Notch signaling pathway; multicellular organism development; cell communication. The transcript is spliced from 19 exons. Gene Ontology annotation, molecular function: Notch binding; calcium ion binding. Bases 1963 to 5778 code for a protein of 1271 amino acids. Lineage: Eukaryota; Metazoa; Arthropoda; Insecta; Diptera; Cecidomyiidae. The record is from RefSeq and is a predicted model, not a curated record.
UCGGAUAGUAUCGUCUGGAUUGUGUGCAUGAACUGAAUGUUGUUUAUACGCGCGCGUGCGUUCGUCUUUUUGAUCGUAUCGAAACGAAUCGAAGCGAGAAAAAAUUUCUUCAAUGAAUUUGUGAUUUUCGGUGUGAAUUUCGUUGAAUACAUUGCUGCAAAUGACAUAAAUGAAAUAAACGAGAGAAAAAAGCGCAAAGCACAAAGAAGUGACAAUUAUUAUUUAUUUGACUGAUAUCUCAAAGCAAAACGGAAGAAAAUAAAAUCAUUAUUAUUUGUUGUGUUUUUCUGCUGUUGAUGUCUGCCUGUGAACGAGCGGGCGAUAACGAAAGUGAUCAACAUGGACCAGUGUACUUAAUCUCGAGCAGAAAAGGAAGUUGACGAUGAAAGAAAAAGGAAAUGAAAUGGCUUGCUGAUUUUUCUACAUAAUCAUCACAAAUCAUCGAAUUGUGCGGCUGUCACAAAGGUGUUUAUCGUUUCUGGUGGCUAAAUUAUGUCAAAUGACAAGUGUUAAUGUGACCCAUUGAAUGAAUACUAAUAUUUCGUUUUUUGGUUUUGAAAAAUGAUUUAAAUAUCAACAAAUACCGACCGACCGAAUUGAAAAAGAGAUAGAGAGAAAAACAAAAUCAAAGCAACGACAAAAUAAAAAGUCAUUACAGAGGCCGACACAACUAGUGGACCCAGAAUAAAAAUUAAGCAGUGAAAACUGAUAUAAAUAAAAAACCAUAUCCAUAUAUUCUCUUCUUGAAACCGAGAACAAAUAAGAAAUAAAAAAAGAAAAGAGUUGCAAGUGGUGUGGCUUGGCACAGCAGGAAUUAUGGCAUAAUUAAAUCAAUAUUGUGUGAAUUUUUAACCAAUUUUUGAUUACAAAACCCCCUUAAAUUGACAACAUACACUCACCGGCUAAAUUUUCGAUAUCCAACAAAACGCACACACACGCGACAAAUCUGGUGUUGUGAUUUAUGUAAAUCUUUUGGGCUAUUCCAUUCCGCUGCGUUAUAUUCUUUUCUUGUGGCCGUCAUUGAACAUUUAUUUGAAGCGAUCAUAUCGGAAACUUUAUCUCCGAGUGAGAACGUGUGAAUUUUUGAUUGAGAAAAAAGAAACCAACAAAACAAAACAGCAUAGCCAAAUCUGAAAAAUUAACGAGACGAGACAGAGAAAAAAAUUCAUAAUAAUCGAGAAGAAGAGAGAAAAAAGAGACUCUAACUUCGAGAGAGAGAGAGAGAGAGAGAGAAAGAGAUCCAACGAAAAAUAAAAAAUUGGUGCUCCGAAGCGAUAGAGAUAGUUUGUCGGAUAGUUUGGGAAUUUCAUUGUGUGAAUUAUUAUUAAUGUGAUGACAAACAUGAAUAAUCAAGUAAUUUUUUGUGGUGGCAUUUAAUUUAUGAGAAAGAAGAAAUUCAACGGCAUUUGGCAAAUUAAGCGAAUUGGUGUUAUUGCAGAUCGAUUUUCUCAGAGGUGUUGAUUACGGUGUAUGUAUCUCUCGCUCUGUGUGUGUCUUUUUUUUCCUCUAUUCGUGUUGUUGGAGCGAACUAGAAAAAAAGAAUAAGAAAAAGUGGAUUGCGAUCGUGAUUUGAUUCGUUCGGAAACAUUUGAUUGAACUUUGCUGCCAGCCGAACCAGCAUGUAUAAUAACAAUUCAAGUGUUUAUGAAUGUGAUAACACAUAAUUUCAAUUUGAAACAAGUGCAUUCAAGAGACGUGUGUUACAAAUAACAAUUGGAUUUUGUGUACGGAUUUUUGUCAUCGGCCUUUUGUUUGCCGGCUGUACAAUUUCACACAGCUUCCGGCUGACCGAAACAAUUUGGAACAAACAAAAAAAGAAGAAGAUUUGAACUCAAACGGAUUUCAUCAGUGCAACGUUGUGUAUUUCGUGUGCAAACGCAAGACAAAUACACCAAUCCAAGUUAGGACAAAUUCAGCAAAAAAAAAAAAAAUCAAAAAAACAAACCACACUGAUCAUUCAAAAUGACGAUCAGAGAUUUACAGUUUGGCUCAUUAGUUGCCGCAUUUUUCCUAUUGCUGCGGAUACAAUGUGUAUCAACGUCGGGCAAUUUUGAACUACAAAUCUUAGAAAUAUCAAAUACAAAUAGUCAUUUACUAUCUGGUUAUUGUUGCGGUACACCGCUAAGUAUACGAAGUACAAAAACAACCGGAUGUCCACAGUGUGCAACGGCAUUUCGGCUGUGCCUGAAGGAGUAUCAACAGAGUACGGUGCAAACGCAACCAGGCGUAUUAAAUGGUUGCUCAUUUGGAAAUGUGACCAGUGGUGUCAUCGGAGGCUCUAGUUUUGUUCUCAGCGAUCUCGUGGCCAAAUCCGGCUCAUUAGUGCUGCCAUUUACAUUUCGUUGGACGAAAUCGUUUACGCUGAUACUCCAAGCAUUGGAUAUGUACAACAGCUCUUAUCCCGUAUCAGAGCAAUUGAUUGAUGAAGCCUCGUUUUCGGGCGUAAUUCUGCCAUCGUCCGAAUGGAAUACAUUGAAUUACAUUGGCAAAAAUGCGCGGAUAACGUAUCGUGUUCGUGUACAAUGCUCGGAGAAUUAUUUUAACACAACGUGUACGACAUUUUGUCGACCACGUAACGAUCAGUUCGGCCAUUUUACCUGCGGCGAACGCGGAAACAAAGUUUGCCUGAGUGGAUGGAAAGGCGCUAAUUGCGAAGAAGCGAUUUGCAAGCGGGGCUGCCACGAGGUGCAUGGAUCAUGUUCGGCUCCAGGCGAAUGCGUGUGUCGUUCUGGAUGGGAAGGACCGUUGUGUGAUCAAUGCAAAGUAUAUCCUGGAUGUCGGCAUGGCUACUGUAAUGGAAGCGCUUGGCAGUGUAUUUGUGACACUAACUGGGGUGGCAUUUUAUGUGAUCAAGAUCUGAACUAUUGUGGAACACAUGAACCUUGUUUGCACGGCGGAACGUGUGAGAAUAUUGCACCAGAUCGAUAUCGUUGCACGUGUACCGAAGGACUAUCGGGCGAUCGUUGUGAAAUCGUUGAACAUCCAUGCGCAACCCAGCCUUGCCGCAAUGGUGGCACGUGUACCCUCAAGAAUCCAACCAAGUAUGAUGGCAGUGGCCGGAAAGAGGGCGAUAAGACACUCGAACAAACGACAGCUGUUGUAGUUCGACGCGGAAUGCGCGGUAUGAGUUCAAUGGGUAAACCAGUUAGUGUACGACCGACCAGUGAAUCUAAUAGCGUUUUAUUGAGUAACAAUGCGAAAAUGUCGUCGAUAUUAUCGCCAACACCGCCAGUCAAUGAGUUUACUUGUACAUGCGCCACGGGAUGGACGGGAUCCACUUGUGAAAUAAAUAUUGAUGAGUGCUCUGGAGAUCCUUGCGAACAUUCUGGAACCUGUAUUGACCUUGUUGGCGGAUUUCGUUGUGAAUGCCCUCCGGAAUGGACGGGUGAUGUAUGCGAUGUCGAUGUUAAUGAAUGCGAAUCAAAUACAUCGUCUGCAUUGGGACCAUGCAUUAAUGCUGAAUCAUGUACGAAUACGCCGGGCGCAUUUACGUGUACCUGUUUGGAAGGAUGGAGCGGUUUGACAUGCGCAAAAGAUAUUGAUGACUGUGUUGGUCAAUGCAAAAACGGUGCAACAUGCAUCGAUUUGGUAAACGAUUAUCAUUGUGCUUGCGCCAACGGUUUCACGGGACGAGAUUGCGAAACGGACAUUGAUGAAUGCGCGGUGAAUCCGUGCGCCAAUGGCGGAGAGUGUGUCAAUAUGAUUGCAAAAUUUAAAUGCAUUUGCCCAGUCGGAUACUCUGGAACACUGUGCGAGGAGGCUGAAGAUCAUUGUUCACCAACACCAUGCGUUGAAGGAAGCUGCUUAAAUACACCUGGCGGCUAUUACUGUCAUUGUCCAGCUGGUCGUGCCGGUCGCCAUUGUGAAUUGCUCGCAACGCCGUGUAAAUCACCGCCGUGUUAUGUCGGUUGUACGGCACCAAAUUCGAAUUCAUCGAUUCCAUGUAAUGGUCAUGGAAAAUGCGAAACAAAAGAGAACGGUCAAAGUUGUUUGUGCUACUAUGGUUUCACCGGGCCCUAUUGCGAGCACAAUCUCAAUGACUGUUUGCCAAAUCCAUGCAUCAACGGUAUGUGCUUGGAUGGAGACGGGAAAUUUACAUGCAAAUGUGCUCCUGGUUGGUCAGGUAAAACGUGUACAGAACGAAUUACGCAAUGUUUUAGCGGUCAAUGUGCGAAUGGUGGCUCGUGUGCACCGACGAUCAUUGGUGGCGAAGCCACUUCCGUUUGUAUUUGUGCUAAUGGAUGGGGUGGCGCUUUCUGUACAGAACCAAUCGAUCAGUGCCAAGGACAGCCGUGUCACAAUGGAGGCACUUGUGAGUCGGGAACGGGAUGGUUUCGAUGCGCUUGCGCUCAAGGAUUCAGCGGACCCGAUUGUCGUAUAAAUGUUAACGAAUGCUCACCACAACCGUGCUUGGGCGGAGCCACUUGCAUCGACGGCAUCGGUGGUUUCACGUGCAUCUGCCCGAAAGGUAGACGUGGACUGAGAUGUGAAAUAUUGCUAUCUGAUCCAUCAUCCGUAUGUCUAAACACCACAUCACUGUCGCCGUAUAAUGCAAUCGGCGCCGAAACCUCAGAAGAUAAACUCGAUGAAACGAACUGUAACUCGUGCAUUUGUGUGAAUGGCAAACCAAAGUGCUCGAAUCUUUGGUGCGGAUUAAAGAAUUGUUUGCGUUCAAAUGUGUCGAGUGGAUGUGAUGCACACGAAGUAUGCGUUCCGCUUACACUACAAGAGAGUUGCUUAUCACCGCCAUGCAUACCAAGAGGUGAUUGUCGCAGCUUAGAACCAUCUCGACGUGUGGCUCCGCCAAAACUACCCGCUCCCGUUGAAUGUUGGCCAAAUCAAGCCGUUCUCGAUGAAAAUUGUGCACGUAUCACAAUCUUGCUACAAAAUCGCAUCAUUUUACCUGGAACAUCGGUUGAAGGAAUUUGCUUGAGCCUACGAACGUUACUGGGUACGAGACUAGUAAAAGUCCAAACCGAUAUGCAAUCACCGCUGCUGGUUCUUUUGUGCGACCUGAAAACCGGAACGAAUGACACCAUCGAAGUUACAAUCUCAUCCACAACAAAGAAUCCUGAAUAUAUUUCGCAAGCGGUAUCAAUUCUUGGUGAGUUGUUAUCACGCGGCAGUUCAUUGGGGACAACAUAUUCAGCGGAAGAAAUUGAAGCGGCUCCAUUGGCGGCGAUUUUGGAAGUCAAGGUCGAAACGGCACUUGUCACCAAUGAACAAUCUCGUUCAGGAUUUUUAUUGAUGAUUGUUUGCGCGACGGCAAUUGCCGCCUUAGUUCUGGGAGCGUUCGGUGCCCUUUUCUGGCGUCGACGCGUAUUCGAUGCCAAUGGUUCGGGCGUAAAUCUGUCGCCAAACAUUGAAAUCGCUCGACACGACGAAGAAAAAUCCAACAACAUCCAGAAUGAGGAGAACUUCCGGCGUUUGGCCAAUCCAUUGAAGGGGAGCGCAACAUCGUUAAGCGGUGGAAUGGAAUUGAGUAUGCAUCCGACGCCCGAUGUUGUGUCGGUCAUUUCGCUUGGCGAAGGAUCAAGUGCAACAAGUAAAUCGCAAACAAUUUACCCAUGUGAUGGUGACUUCGAUGCAAUUGAACCGAAAUUGAAAUCGAAUCGAGGAUCUCAAAUACUAUACAAAGUGCAAAAUAUCGAUAUGCGCAAAAAUACCGUCGGCUCAUUAGAAAGUCCGCACAAAGACUUUGGUAAGCGUUCAAUCAAUAAGAACUGUAAAACAUUGACGCCAGUCUUAGAUUCCGAGUGUCUCACCGUUCAUGUGUAAACUGAUACGAACGUAGAAUUUUAGAUUUUGAAUGUAAUAAUAAUAAUUUCUUUUUUCUAAUCUUUUUUUAUUUUAAAUAGCGAUUUUAAUUUGCGAAUGUAGAAUUUUUUGUGUCCCCGAAUAAAUUAGUAUUUUAGUUUAAUGUCGAUCAAUUUAUUUCGUAAUAUCUUAGUGAAUUUUUAUGAAUGCGAUAUUUUUGGUCGUACGUUUUAGUUGUAAUUUUCCCAAAAAGGCGAUACGACAUCACGAUUUCGAUAAUGAUAAAACAAAAUCCGACAAAAAGCAAUGACAAAUUAUUUAUUUUAUAUGUGAAACGUGUGAAUAGAUUUUCCUUAAGCAAAUUUUUGUUUUAACGUUUUAAUUUAAAUCAAAACAAGUAACUGUGUGACAGAGAAACGUAUUGCGUGGAAUUUCUUUCUCUCAUUUCUUGCCUGCUGAGAUAAAAAAUGGAAUUCGAUUUUUUAUUUCAUUCUUUUUAAACUCAAUCACCCUCUGUCUCUCUAGAAUAAGUAAUAAAAUUUAGUGACAAUUUUUAGGCUGGUAUUUUAAGAAACAUUCCCGAUUUUAGGUGUUUAAGUAAGUUGUGUAAAUUAUUUUGACAUAAUAAUUACGAUAAAUGAAUCGAAAGCAAGAAAAGAAGAGAAAAACGAUUCAAAACAAAAUGUAGACGAUCCUAUUUUUUAAACAUAAAAACGAUAGAAAAAAAUAUAUCAUCAUUAAGUGAUUGUAAAACCAAUUGUGUACAAAGCUUACAGAAAACAAGAAAAAAAUGCAUGAAUUAUGAUUUGCCUUCUCUAUUUUUUUUUUCAAAGAAAAUUUCCAUUUCAUUUUUCGAGGAAUAUAAGUUUAAGUGUGCAAUGUGAAGGAAUUCUGUUUAUUAAAUUAUUAUCAAAUGAAUGCUAAAUUUUGCAAACAAAGCAAAAACAUUGGGAAACAAAGAGAGCAUGUUAAUUUCAAUAAUAUUUUAUCGGUUUGAUUUUCCUAGAUUUCGAAUUGUGUGUGCAUUUGGAAACGUUUGUGUAUGCUUUUUUUUGUUGGUUGGUCUCUUAGAAAGCACGAGUGUCGAGAAUGGAAUUCAAUUUCAAUUCAUUUUAACGAAACGUUCAUUCUUCAUUUCAUUUCAUUCCAAUAGCAAUUCAAAUUGAAUCCGAGUCACCGACGAAAACAACGCGUGUUACAUCGUUUUAAUGUGUCUUCGAAUUGUUUCAAGAUUUUUGAAAGAGAAAAAAAUACAAACAAAUGCGCUCAAGCAAUACUAAGAAUGGAAACGAAAAAUCGAGGUGAGGCCCCGUCUAACCGUCUAUUGGCCAACUUCUAACUCUAUCCGUCCAAUGAUAGAUUUCUUUCGAAUGAAAUCAUUUCGCAACGAAGAAAAAAAACAAAUGCUCUUUUCAAUUAGAAGACAAUGGAAGAAGCGACAACUUUUCCGCCGCAACAGAAGAUAUUUAUAUGUACAUUUGAACAAAGUAUUGCUUGACGGUCCAGUGUGAUAUUAAUUAUAAACCAUAUUUUAAAGUUGAAAAAAAAACUGACAAACAAAACGAACAAAGUGACAAAUCUUUUUGAAACAAAUCAAUUUUGUUUAGAGCAUUUAAAGUGUAAUAAAUGGAGAGUCGGAGAAAUGUGGAAUUAAAAUGAAGAAAUAUUUUGUUAGAGCUCUCCGCACCUAUUCCUAGACUUUAUCAGUGACAAGAAAAACAACAACAGCAACAGAAAAAGGAAAAACUGUUUUUAAAUCGCAAAACGUGAAAAUAUUGAAGAAAAAAAUAACAAAUGAAAAGCUUUUAGUAAGGUCUCUGUUUAUUGUAGGUAUUACGAAUGAGUUACUUUAGGUUAAUAAUUCAAUUUUAUUUAUCGUUCUAAUUGUUCGGCGCGAAGAAUGUAGAAGAAAGAAAGAAAAAACCAAUGCAUGAGAGAAUGGCAGGAAAAUUAAGACGCAACCGUUAACAUUUUCCUAAUGUUCCACGCAAAACUAGAAAUAUUUAAUGAAAAAAAUAGAACAGGUUCUUUUUAGUUAGAGCUAGGCGUUAAAUUCUUACUUUAAAAAAAAAACAAACAAACAAUGGAUUCAUUUAGAAAUGAGCAAUAAAUGGGCUUGUGCACACACAAACACAUACACAAAAUAUGCAUGGGCAAAUGCGAACUACGAUAUUUGUUCCAAUCAAAUGUUUAACGAACAACGAAAUUUGAGCCACAUUCACGAUCAUUCCAUAGAAUAAGAGCCAUCUUAGUUAUUUACACUGCAAAGUGAGUUAAAUCCAUAGGUUUAGGGAAAUUGAUCAUUUGUAAAAAAAAAAAAACGAAUAUGUAAUUGUUUAAUCGAAAACGACACAUUCCGAUUUACGAACAAAGAGCUCGGCUCUUUUUUCUCAAAUAAAAAAUAUAAUACAUGCACAUUUUGCGUCGUUAAAAUACCAGCAAAGUACUUAUGGCAUGUGCCUCUCUUCACACCCAAAAGCAUUUUUAUACUAAAUACAAAUUAUCCAAUCAUAUUCGAAAUAAAUUGGGAUUGAAAAUCCUUAUGAAAAAAAAAAUACAUAGACAAAAAAUAUAGCAAAUAAUCGAGUGGAUUUAUACAUUUGGAUUGACAAUAAUGUUUAGGACCACAAAAAUGCAUCAAUAUAAGUUAAAUGAAUUGUAAUAUUGAACGAACAAUCAAAUAAAUUAUUGUUUUUUAUUCUGAUUUAAA